AUGUCGACUCCCUCCUCCUCUCGACCUUCGCCAGUCCCAAUGAGUUCUUCACCAACACCAGACUCAUUUAGAGGGCGGUCGGGAAGCCCAUCUUCAAGAGAUAAAUCAACCGCUCGAUUAGCUUCACCAGUACCUUCUCAUCAAGGCACGCCUCAGAUUCGCCAGAUAUCUACUCCUAAACAAUUCGCCGCGUCAGACUCAUCCGAGAAUAUCCCCCCAUUGCCUCUGGCUGGUGCAGGUGGCCCGGCAUCCUAUGCGCCUGGCCCAGGCAUUAGCGCGUUAGCUGCUGCUCUUUCGAAUUCUAUCGGGCAAACUCCUCCCAGCUUUGGAACACCUCCCAUCCGUCCAUUAUCACCAGCUGCUGCCGGCAAACAAAUACAAGGCACAGGAGUGCAUAGCAAUUACGGCUCUAUUCCACGAUCCGUGCAAGGAGGGCAAGGAUGGGCUGGUCCGACAGCCUACGAAGAUCCAGAAAUUAUAAAGAGACAUUUGGUACAACCGGUACCUUCGCAGCUCGGGGGUGACGGUGCUGGUGAUGGAAUCUUUGGACCAAGCGGACAAUCACCAUCAUUCCGUGUGGGUUCUCCAGCUAGUACAUCGAAGCAAGCAAUUGAAAAUGUAGCACCUGGGCUAGAUGAUGACGAGUUUUCAAGUCUGCGAUUACAGGGUGGUGAUGUUACUAGGCCUAUAUACAGAUGGACUGAAGAUGCCCAUAGAGCAAGUCGAUCUCAGAGAAGUAAGAGCUUCCAUAUUUCGCGACCAGAAGCAGAGAACGAAGUCCUUGACAUAGGUACAAUCAAAGUGCCAGGCGGUUUCAGACGAAACUAUCUACGCCGAGCAGCAGGCAGCCCGACUCCUGAAGGUUUGGAUAUGGAAGAAGGUGGAGGGCUUACGCAACGACAGCCAAAGAUAUUUACCAACAAUUUCCUCGAGUUUUUGACUAUCUACGGUCACUUUGCCGGUGAGGAAUUGGAAGAAGACGACGAGGUGCUCGGGCCUGAUGAAUACUUUGGAUCAGAUGCGGUCUCUGAUGACUAUGGUGAUGCUAGUGACGAAGACAGGGAGCCCAUGGAAAAUAGUGCUCUGCUGACACCUGGUCGCCGGAAAAGAAAGCGCAAGGAGCGCGCACCACAGGGAACAACCACUCCCUUCCAAGCUUCAUUGCUAUUGCUCAAAUCUUUCGUUGGAACUGGCGUGUUAUUCCUACCAAAAGCGUACCUCAACGGCGGAAUGCUUUUCAGUAACGUCAUCCUUAUUUUGGUUGCACUUUUGAGUUAUUACUGCUUUGUAUUGCUCGUCAAUACGCGGCUAAAGGUCGAAGCAUCAUUUGGAGAUAUGGGAGGUGUUCUAUACGGAAGAUGGAUGCGAACGGUCAUUCUCGCAUCGAUCGUUAUUAGUCAGAUGGGAUUCGUGGCUGCAUACAUUGUAUUCACAUCAGAGAAUCUGCAGGCUUUUAUAGCAGCUGUGACCAACUGUAGAGUUCACUGGGAGGUCUCAUGGUUGAUCUUGCUUCAAAUGGCUAUUUUCUUGCCAUUCUCGCUUUUGCGCGAUAUCAGCAAGCUUGGGUUUACCGCACUGAUAGCAGAUGCGUUCAUUCUUGUCGGCUUGAUUUAUCUCUAUUACUAUGACAUUUUCACAAUUGUGAAGCAGGGUGGUAUCUCUGAUAUCGUCAAUUUCAAUCAGCAAGACUGGACAUUGUUCAUUGGUACCGCCAUUUUCACUUUCGAAGGAAUCGGCUUGAUCAUACCUAUUCAAGAAUCCAUGAAGAACCCCAAGAAAUUUCCUCCCGUUCUUGGUAUGGUCAUGAUCAUCAUCAGCGUAGUAUUCAUCUCCAUGGGUGCUCUUUCGUACGCUGCAUUUGGGUCCCAUGUAGAAACAGUUGUCCUACUCAAUCUCCCCCAGGAUGACAAGAUGGUUAAUGGAGUUCAAUUCCUCUAUUCAUGCGCCAUUCUUCUAUCAACUCCCCUACAGAUCUUUCCGGCCAUCAGAAUCACAGAAAACGAGCUCUUUACCAAAAGCGGAAAAUACAAUCCUUAUAUAAAAUGGCAGAAGAACGUCUUCCGCUUCUUCGUCGUUGCUCUCUGUGCGUCGAUCGCAUAUGUUGGUUCCAAUGAUUUGGAUAAAUUCGUCUCUAUUGUCGGAAGUUUUGCUUGUAUUCCAUUGGUCUUUAUAUACCCGCCAAUGCUACAUUACCGCGGUGUAGCCAGAACGCGCUUCCGCAAAGGGGCAGACAUCUUACUUUGCAUAUUCGGCUUGGUGGUCAUGGUGUACACUACAGCAUUAACCGUCAUCAGUUGGACAAGUGCUGCUGAUACUGUCCCGAACGUAGGCUAUUGUGAUAGAAAAGAUAGAGCAGGAGGGGAGUUGCCAAUGUUUUAA
Sclerotinia sclerotiorum 1980 UF-70 is the source of this 2379-nucleotide messenger RNA. RefSeq lists its product as hypothetical. The transcript is spliced from 2 exons. Lineage: Eukaryota; Fungi; Ascomycota; Leotiomycetes; Helotiales; Sclerotiniaceae. The record is from RefSeq and is a predicted model, not a curated record. The coding region runs from base 1 to 2379 and encodes 792 amino acids. Gene Ontology annotation, molecular function: amino acid transmembrane transporter activity. Gene Ontology annotation, biological process: amino acid transmembrane transport.